AUGACGUCCGCAACACAUGUCCUUCAUUACACUUGCGCUCGCAAACGAGUUAGGGCUGAACUGCGCAGAGCAACAAGGAUUUUUGAUGUAUACAUUCGGCACGGAGAAGCCGAACAUCCACUACAUGUGCGGUCACUAGGUUGGACAUUUGGGAUCAGGACGGAAAGAAACAUGGGGUACGUAAAGGACAGACAACUCCAGCUGACUGACAAAGAUCUUGCCUUUGUUUCUCGUCAUAACAUUAGAAUUUCUAAACCCACGCAGACGGUCACGUCCAAACCGCAAGUGCUGCUGGGAUGCGAUCAGCUAUGGGGCUUACUGGAAGCUCCGUUACCGCGAUACAGAUUACCAUCGGGACUGCAACUUAUCCCAUCUCAACUGGGCUACUUGCUGACUGGCAAACAGCGAGCACUAGCAGGAGAGGUUGCUCAAGAAGGUAACGCUAACAUCAAUGUCGUUUCCUUGAUUGAACGUUUGGGAGGAUGA
Cooperia oncophora is the source of this 486-nucleotide messenger RNA. The record is from the annotation of a GenBank genome assembly. Lineage: Eukaryota; Metazoa; Nematoda; Chromadorea; Rhabditida; Trichostrongylidae.